GGGGCCGCGACCCGAAUCCGGGCUCCGGGCAGUGCGGGCGGCGCGGCGAGCCAGUUGUUUGCUGCUUCUAAAUGGAUUCCAGUGAAUUUCCUGGAUCUUUGGACCCACUUUCUCUGCCUGAUAAGCCACUGAUUGGUGAUCUCCCUGCUGACAUGGAGUUUGGGGAAGAUCUUCUGGGCUCCCAGACAGCUUCUGCACAGCAAGGGUCAGGUCUUCAACCCCCUGUGAUGGAAUGGGAUCAGACCAAGCAGGUCACUGCAGAUGGGGACUUAGACCUUUUGGUGAAAGCAGACAGUUUGUCUGACCUAAGCAAAUCAAACAAUCUUGAUCUAAAUAAACCCAGUGUCUUGGAUGUUCUGGAGAAACCUGGUGUCUUAGAUGACUUGGAUGAAGCCACUGACUUGAUGGUUCUAGAUAAACCAGGGGAUUUGGAGGGUCUGUACAAGGCACAUUCUUCCCAGGACGACAUGGAUGGGCAUGGGGACUCCUCUGUGCUGGCUAGGGAAGACUUUGUGCCAGAAGCUUGGAAAGAAGGGGAAGAUAAACCAAAAUAUGACUCUGGGGACCUAAAAGAUGAUUGUGCUGCUGCCACUGCUGUGCUUUGUGAUGGCAAUACCCUGGAGUCCCCCCUGCAGCCCAUUCCUGUUGCAGGGGAGCUGAGCUGUGCGCCAUCCACAGAGGAAUUUACAACGCAGCUCUCAAGUUUGCCAGCGGUUUCGCCACAGCCCAGUCUUAAGCAGGCAAAGAAAACAAGGUUGAAGGCACCAAGGAAAAGCUCCCCUGUGCAAAAAGAGGAGCCAGCAGCAGAAGUGGGGCUAGAACAGAGCCCUGCCCUGCCCCCUGAGCACACUGACGAAGGCCAGGCUGAGGAGGGGGAUGAGGAUGGUGGUAAUGCCCUCAGACAAGAGAGCAGCAUGCCGAAAGCACAGGAGACCACACUGUCAUCAUCCCCAGGAGAAGACCUGGCCGGGAAGGGAAGCGAACAGCCAACUGAGAAGGAGCAGAAGAGAAGCGAACGAGCCAGGAGAUCAGAGGCAGCCAGGCCUGAAACUGUGAAUUCCUCCGAGAGCAUCCCGGUCUCUGACGAGGACUCGGAUGCUAUGGUGGAUGAUCCCAAUGAUGAGGACUUUGUUCCCUUCCGUACCCGGCGCUCGACCCGCAUGUCCUUGCGCACACAGAUGGCUCAGCGGGCUGCCCGCUCCACCGUCACCAAGAUGACUUGUGCCAACUGCCGGACCCCACUGCAGAAGGGCCAGACCGCCUACCAGCGCAAAGGGCUCCCUCAGCUCUUCUGCUCCAGUUCCUGUCUCACCACCUUCUCCAAGAAACCACCCGGCAAGAAGAUCUGCACCUUCUGUAAAAAAGAGAUCUGGAACACCAAGGAUUCUGUUGUGGCCCAGAUCGGCUCAGGUGCCUCUUUCCAUGAGUUCUGCACCUCUGUGUGCCUCUCCCUCUACGAAGCGCAGCAGCAGAGACCAGCCCCUCAGCCUGCAGAGGCCUCGGACACCAGCCGCUGCAGUGUCUGUCACAAGCCUGGGGAGAUCCAGCACGAGGUCAGCAAUGGGAACGUGGUGCACCGGCUCUGCAGUGACGCCUGCUUCACCAAAUUCCGAGCCACCAAGGGGCUGAAAACCAACUGCUGCGAUAACUGCGGCCUCUACAUCUACAACAAGGGAUUGCCACUGGAGUACCUCUUCCACGAGGGCCAGCAGAAACGCUUCUGCAAUUCCACCUGCCUCAAUAGCUACAAGAAGAAGAAUACCCGCGUGUACCCCUGCAUGUGGUGCAAAACGCUGUGUAAGAACUUCGACAUGCUGCCCAACGUGGAUCGGAGCGGCAAGAUGGGCCUGUUCUGCUCCAUCUGCUGUACCACCUCUCACAAAGUGAAGCAGUCGGGUCUGACUGGUCCUGCUAGGCCCUGCAGCUUCUGCAGAAAGAGCCUGUCUGAGCCCUGCUAUUACAACAAGACUGACCGGGUUGUGUACCAGUUCUGCAGCCCCAGCUGCUGGACCAAAUUCCAGCGCACCAGCCCCGAGGGGGGGAUCCACCUGAACUGUCAUUACUGUCACAAUCUCUUCAGCGGGAAGCCAGAGAUUCUGGACUGGCAGGACAAAGUGUACCAGUUCUGCUGCAAGGACUGCUGUGAGGACUUCAAGCGGCUGCGUGGGGUGGUGUCCCAGUGUGAGCACUGCAAGCAAGAGAAGCUGCUGCACGAGAAGAUCCGCUUCUCUGGGGUGGAGAAGAACUUCUGCAGCGAAGGGUGUGUGCUUCUUUACAAACAGGAUUUUACCAAGAACCUGGGUCUGUGCUGCAUCACCUGCACCUACUGUUCCCAGACCUGCCAGCGGGCGGUCACCGAGCAGCUGGAGGGCAGCACCUGGGACUUCUGUAGUGAAGACUGCAAGAGCAAAUACUUGCUAUGGUACUUCAAGGCAGCUCGGUGCCAUGCCUGCAAGCGUCAGGGGAAGCUGCUGGAAACCAUCCACUGGCGGGGGCAAAUCAAACACUUCUGCAACCAGCAGUGUCUGCUGAGGUUUUACAAUCAACAGAACCAGCCCAACCUGGACACGCAGAAGGGGCCCGAGAGCCUGCUGAACAGUCAGACUCCCGAGCCCAAACCUCCUGGCUCUUCCCCACAGAAAGCAGAGACUAAUAUGGUGUCUGCAAAGGCCUCCUCAGCCCAGAUGUCCCCAGCCCCCCCACCGCCACCAGUUCCAGCCACGCCUCGGAAGAACAAGGCUGCUAUGUGCAAACCAUUGAUGCAGAACCGGGGUGUGUCCUGCAAGAUAGAAGUGAAGUCCAAGGGAUGUCAGACAGAGGCAGACUGGAAGCCACAGGUGAUUGUGUUGCCGAUCCCCGUCCCGAUCUUCGUGCCUGUGCCUAUGCAUAUGUACUGCCAGAAAGUACCCGUGCCUUUCUCCAUGCCUGUCCCGGUGCCUGUGCCAAUGUUCCUGCCCACCACACUGGAGAGCACGGAUAAGAUAGUGGAGACCAUCGAGGAGCUGAAGGUGAAGAUCCCUUCCAACCCCCUGGAGGCUGACAUCCUGGCCAUGGCCGAGAUGAUCGCAGAGGCUGAGGAGCUGGACAAGGCAUCCUCAGACCUGUGUGACCUGGUGAGUAACCAGAGCGCGGAGGGUCUCCUGGAGGACUGUGACCUGUUUGGGCCAGCAAGAGAUGAUGUGUUAGCCAUGGCUGUCAAGAUGGCAAAUGUCUUGGAUGAGCCUGGCCAGGACCUGGAGGCCGACUUCCCCAAAAACCCUCUGGACAUUAACCCCAGUGUGGAUUUCCUCUUUGACUGUGGCCUGGUCGGGCCAGAUGAUGUAUCCACAGAUCCAGACCUCCCUCGCACCAUCCGGAAGGGUCAGAAGCGUCUGGUGCUCUCCGAAAGCUGCUCCCGGGACUCCAUGAGCAGCCAGCCGAGCUGCACAGGACUGAAUUAUUCAUAUGGGGUGAAUGCCUGGAAAUGCUGGGUGCAGACAAAGUACGCCGGCGGGGAGUCCAGCAAGGGAGAGGAGCUGCGCUUUGGGCCUAAGCCCAUGCGUAUCAAAGAGGAUAUCCUGGCCUGCACGGCUGCCGAGCUCAACUAUGGUCUUGCCCAGUUCGUCAAGGAGAUAACACGGCCCAACGGCGAGCGCUAUGAGCCAGACAGCAUCUAUUACCUCUGCCUCGGCAUCCAGCAGUACCUGCUGGAGAACAACCGGAUGGUGAAUAUCUUCACAGACCUUUACUACCUGACCUUCGUGCAGGAGCUGAACAAGUCCCUGAGUGGCUGGCAGCCCACACUCUUACCAAACAACACGAUCUUCUCCCGUGUGGAGGAGGAGCAUCUCUGGGAGUGUAAGCAGCUGGGGGUGUACUCCCCCUUUGUCCUCCUCAACACCCUCAUGUUCUUCAACACCAAGUUCUUCGGCCUGCAGACUGCGGAGGAGCACAUGCAGCUGUCCUUCACCAAUGUGGUACGCCAGUCCCGCAAGUGCACUACAGCCCGGGGCACCACCAAGGUGGUGAGCAUCCGCUACUACGCCCCCGUCCGGCAGAAAAAAGGGCGAGACAGCAGUUCUGGGAAGCGGAAGCGAGAGGAGGAGCUGCCGAUCCUGGAGCAGCGGGAGAACAGGAUGAACCCACUCCGGUGCCCGGUCAAGUUCUAUGAAUUCUAUCUCUCCAAAUGUCCAGAGAGCCUGCGGAACCGGAACGACGUCUUCUACCUGCAGCCAGAGAGGUCGUGCAUUGCAGAGUCGCCUCUCUGGUACUCGGUCAUCCCCAUGGACAGGAGCAUGCUGGAGAGCAUGCUGAAUCGCAUCCUGGCCGUCCGGGAGAUCUACGAGGAGCACAGCCGGGGCAGCGGCUUGGAGGAGGACAUGGACUGAGCGCAGGCCAGGGCUGGAGCAUGGGCAGGCGGCACCCAGAGCCCGCUGGGCUGGGUCUGCUCUGGCCUGGGAAGGUGUCUCCCCUGCUCCUCGUAUCUGGCCAGGGUUGCGGCAUGUGAGUGUGGCAUGGCACGGCAUGGGGUUGUAGUGCCGCUCCCAGCCCUGCAGACGUGGUAGCGCUGUCCAGCUCAGCGCGUGUAGGACU
Messenger RNA from Emys orbicularis (European pond turtle), 4572 nucleotides. RefSeq names its product zinc finger MYM-type containing 3 (gene ZMYM3). Lineage: Eukaryota; Metazoa; Chordata; Testudines; Emydidae. The record is from RefSeq and is a predicted model, not a curated record. The transcript is spliced from 25 exons. Bases 72 to 4367 code for a protein of 1431 amino acids. Gene Ontology annotation, molecular function: zinc ion binding.